This is a messenger RNA of Radiomyces spectabilis, 213 nucleotides long. RefSeq lists its product as uncharacterized. NCBI's taxonomy places the organism in Eukaryota, Fungi, Mucoromycota, Mucoromycetes, Mucorales, Radiomycetaceae. The annotation marks the transcript as partial. Gene Ontology annotation, biological process: intra-Golgi vesicle-mediated transport. The record is from RefSeq and is a predicted model, not a curated record. The transcript has 2 exons.
AUCACCAUUGACAUGCAUCAAGACAUUACGGACCAAGACCGAACACUGGAUGAAACGCAUAAUUCGUUUUCGGGACUUGGAUCGAACCUUCAGAACUCAUUUGGUCGAAUGAAUCGAAUGAUAUCAAAGCGUCACCAACGGCAACUGUGUUUUUACGUUUUUGUGGCUAUUUGCGUAUUUCUUAUCAUCUACUAUGGAUCAGGCUUUCUUUCA